AUGCGACAGAGGUCAGCAACCAGGCGAGCGCGGACGGUCCGAGCCGUGAUCGGCUACGGUCUCAUCGGGUGCAUCGUGAUCGCGGGCGUCGUCGUCGGCGUCGUCGUCGCCAAGGCGCGCCGAAAGAUCGACGAGGAAAAGGAGAUCGACCGGCUCGAGCUCGCGAGCUCGCACGCCAACAUUGCCGUCCUCUAA
Molecule: messenger RNA, 195 nt
Organism: Saprolegnia parasitica CBS 223.65
Lineage: Eukaryota; Oomycota; Saprolegniomycetes; Saprolegniales; Saprolegniaceae
Exons: 2
Coding region: 1-195 (64 amino acids)
Source: RefSeq, a predicted model, not a curated record